Molecule: messenger RNA, 1407 nt
Organism: Episyrphus balteatus (marmalade hoverfly)
Lineage: Eukaryota; Metazoa; Arthropoda; Insecta; Diptera; Syrphidae
Product: acyl-CoA synthetase 7-like
Exons: 3
Coding region: 1-1347 (448 amino acids)
Biological process (GO): fatty acid metabolic process
Molecular function (GO): medium-chain fatty acid-CoA ligase activity
Source: RefSeq, a predicted model, not a curated record
AUGGAUGUUAUCAACUAUUCUUUUGAAAAACUGAAUCCAACUGUUAUAAUAUUCGAACAAGAAUUCAAAACUAAAACUUUAAAAGCUAUUGAGUGUGUGAAUCCACCCAAGCUUAAGUUUAUCUUAAGUUGUAAUUCCCAUCAGCCUUCAUCUGUAGAUGAAGUUCUGUUUAAGACCACCGCUGAAAUUGAAAGCUUCCAGGCGCCAGAAAUUAGUGACCCAUUUACAGUGCCAGCGUUCUUAGCUUUUACAUCGGGUUCGACAGGAAUGCCAAAAAUUGCUAUUCACUCUCAUGCAAUGGUGUUGCAGGGUCUUUAUAACGGCUGGUGGCAACUCCCACCACAAAGUGUUGUUUGUAUUUUGUGUGAUUUGCGUUGGAUAUGUCAAAUUGAAAUGACGUUGCAGCCUGUAUUCUUUGAUGUUAAACGUGUUUGCACCACAACAAGAGAAAAAGACUUGACUGGAGAAUUAGAGGCAGAUAUUAUUCAUACUCAAGGCGUUACACAUUAUUCGGUUGUUCCCAUGUUACUUUUAGAUCUUUUAAGAAAUGUUCAGGAAUCGGGAAAGAUAUCAAUCUUAGACUCCUUGCAAUCAGUUUUGCUAAUUGGUGAAGUUGUUCCCGAGCCAUUGCUACCCUAUGCCAAAAAAAUUCUCCCCAAUUGUAAGGUCAUCAAAUGCUAUGGAAUGACAGAACUGCCAGGAAUGGUUGUCUCCGAUGAGAUGGAAAUCGAAAAUCAAUCGAAUUUAAAUGGAGGAGGUGCUUUGAAGGAUGGUUUCAUGGUGAAAAUCAUUGACGAAGAUGGAAAUAAAUUGGGCCCAAAUCAAAAAGGACGACUUCUAUUCAAUUCGGAAGUUCCAAUUUUGGGCUAUUUAAAAGAUGAUAAAGCAAAUAAAUUGGUUUUUGUGGAUGAAGAAGGAUGGUUCGAUACACAAGACUAUGCAUUUAUGGAUGACAAUAAACUUUUGAACUUGGUGACACGAUCGAAGUUUUUACUUCGAUCUUCUACAAAAACAAUUGUUCCAAGUGAAGUGGAGAAUAUUAUGACUGGACAUGAGAGUGUUUUGGCAUGUGCGUUAAUUGGACAUCCAGAUCCUGUUCAGUUGGACGAUGAUAUUGGUACAGUGUUUGUUGUAUUGAAAAAUCAUCAAAAUGUAGUCGAUGAUGAGGUUGAGACUGAUUUAAAGACAUUCCUUAAGACUAAACUCACAGAAGAACAAUUGCAAAUUGUUAGGUUUUUAAGAGUAAUUUCGGAAUUACCAUUAACAACUUGCUCGAAAGUAAAUCGAAAAAAAUUAAAAACAAUUGCUGCUACAGAAAUGUCAGAAAAAUAUUCAUUACUGUUCUAAAUUUUUUACUUGUAAACGUAACUUUUUUUUGACUGAUGUGUUUUAAGUAUUCAAUUCAAU